Messenger RNA from Mauremys reevesii (Reeves's turtle), 1404 nucleotides. RefSeq names its product autophagy related 5 (gene ATG5). Bases 200 to 1027 code for a protein of 275 amino acids. The record is from RefSeq and is a predicted model, not a curated record. Gene Ontology annotation, cellular component: cytoplasm; Atg12-Atg5-Atg16 complex; phagophore assembly site membrane. Gene Ontology annotation, biological process: nucleophagy; C-terminal protein lipidation; cellular response to nitrogen starvation. Lineage: Eukaryota; Metazoa; Chordata; Testudines; Geoemydidae. The transcript has 8 exons.
CAGUCGCCUUUGCUGCUAGUUACGGAGUCGCUGACAGGGCGGAAAGCGUCGCUCACGUGACAGGCGGACUGCGCGCGGAUUGGCGGAGGGCGCCUCAGGCGGUGUCGCACAUGCGCGCGGCUGGGGUGCGCGCGGAAGAGGUUCAGUUCUGGUUGAAGAAAUAAUUUAGUCUACAUGUGCUUCAGUACCCAUUGGAAGAAUGACAGAUGACAAAGAUGUGCUUCGAGAUGUGUGGUUUGGACGAAUACCAACCUGCUUCACGCUGUAUCAGGAUGAGAUAACUGAAAGGGAAGCUGAACCUUAUUAUUUGCUUUUACCUAGAAUAAGCUACUUGAUGCUAGUAACGGACAAAGUGAAAAAACACUUUCAGAAGGUUAUGAGACAAGAGGAUGUUACUGAGAUAUGGUUUGAAUAUGAAGGCACACCCCUGAAAUGGCAUUUUCCAAUUGGAUUGCUAUUUGACCUUCAUGCAUCAAAUACAGCCCUUCCUUGGAACAUCACAGUACAUUUCAAGAAUUUCCCAGAAAAGGAUCUACUGCACUGUCCUUCUAAAGAUGUGAUUGAAGCUCAUUUCAUGGCUUGUGUAAAGGAAGCAGAUGCCUUAAAGCACAAAAGUCAAGUCAUCAAUGAGAUGCAGAAAAAGGAUCAUAAACAGCUCUGGAUGGGGUUACAGAAUGACAAAUUUGACCAAUUUUGGGCCAUAAAUCGGAAACUCAUGGAGUAUCCUCCAGAAGAUAGUGGAUUUCGCUACAUCCCAUUUAGAAUAUAUCAGGUAACAACGGAACGACCUUUUAUACAGAAGUUAUUUCGUCCGGUUGCUACAAAUGGGCAGCUAAAUACGCUGGGAGAUCUCCUAAAAGAAGUUUGUCCUGCUGCAAUUACUCCUGAAGAUGGAGAAAAGAAGAAUCAAGUGAUGGUUCAUGGAAUUGAGCCGAUGCUUGAGACACCAGUACAGUGGCUAAGUGAACAUAUGAGCUAUCCUGAUAAUUUUCUUCACAUUAGUAUUAUUCCCCAACCUACAGAUUGAAGAAUCAGCUGUAUCAGAUAUAAGGAUUAUCCUCAGGCUGGAUUUACCAGGGCAUGUCAACCUUUUACUUAUGUCAGGCUUGGUGGAGACAACCUGACCAGAAAAACCUCACUGCUGCAAGCCAAACAGGAAAAAAGAUCCCAUCACUAGAUAAGGACAAUUGGGCUGGUCUUAGUUUGCAUCACCACUGCUUUUCUCUACUGCCGUCAUUAAACCUCAGUUGUGACAUGAAAGACUUUACAGGACCAUUGAAAGUCUGCUGUUUUCUUGUAAAAUAUAAUGAAGCUGAAACUAUUAGCCUGAAGAGCAAAUGGAAAUAUGUGCCAUCUGAUUUGUAUUUCUGAUUAACAAAUAAAGAAGUGUUUUUCCUAACGUGA